CAUGUACUGUGCUGUCUAGAGCUUCUUUCCCCCCACCCUAUUUUUUGGUGCUUUAUUGCUGUUAUUGUUAUUAUCUUAAUUUUUCUUCUUCAUGAUGUGCUGUUAGAAACCACUCCGGGACUACUCCAGCAGUAGGAAGACCGAGGAGUGGAGUGGAUGAAUAUACCGAUGAGAGAUCCAGUAAUCCCUGGGACAAGCAUGGCUUAUCAUCCUUUUUUACCUCACCGGGCACCGGACUUUGCCAUGAGCGCUGUGUUGGGACAUCAGCCUCCCUUCUUCCCGGCGCUGGCUUUGCCUCCCAAUGGGGCGGCCGCCCUUUCCCUUCCCGGGGCUCUGGCUAAACCCAUCAUGGAUCAGUUAGUAGGGGCUGCAGAGACUGGUAUUCCCUUUUCUUCCCUGGGUCACCAGGCAGCAGCCCAUCUGAGGCCUUUAAAAACUCUGGAGCCAGAAGAAGAGGUGGAAGAUGACCCGAAAGUGCAUCUGGAAGCCAAAGAGCUUUGGGAACAAUUCCAUAAAAGAGGCACGGAGAUGGUGAUUACCAAAUCGGGAAGGAGAAUGUUUCCUCCAUUUAAAGUGAGAUGCACUGGACUGGAUAAAAAGGCCAAGUACAUUUUAUUGAUGGAUAUUGUGGCGGCUGAUGAUUGUAGGUACAAAUUCCAUAAUUCCCGGUGGAUGGUAGCCGGCAAAGCUGACCCUGAAAUGCCAAAGAGAAUGUACAUCCACCCGGACAGCCCGGCCACCGGCGAACAAUGGAUGUCCAAAGUCGUCACCUUUCACAAGCUGAAGCUCACUAACAACAUCUCUGACAAGCACGGAUUCACCAUUUUAAACUCCAUGCACAAGUACCAGCCCCGGUUCCACAUCGUCCGAGCCAACGAUAUUCUCAAGCUUCCCUACAGCACGUUCAGGACCUACGUUUUCCCG
This is a messenger RNA of Tauraco erythrolophus (red-crested turaco), 924 nucleotides long. Lineage: Eukaryota; Metazoa; Chordata; Aves; Musophagiformes; Musophagidae. The record is from RefSeq and is a predicted model, not a curated record.